CAGUUGCAGAUUUUACUUCAAACGUAACGGUUGCAAAAAUUUAUCAAAAUCAUACGUGUUUUGUGUGCGAGGAAAAUUGUUAACUCUUUUUUUUUCUUACUUUCUUCAAAACUCAAAAAAAAAAAAAAAUAAAAUAAAAUCAAAUAAAUAAAAGAAAGAGCAUAAAAGAUAACAACAACAACGCAAAAGCUUAAAAACAAGUCUGGCAAGGAAUAACUGACGAAAGCUAAAAAUCCAAAGACAACUAAGUUAAAGGAUUGACUUUGUGUGGAUUAUAAAAAAAGUUUCUUCUUAAAAUUUAAAUUAUAUACAUAUAUAUAUAUAUAUAUCUAUAUAGAAAUCUCUUGCCGUUUUCAAGAUGAUGCUUGUUCAGCCAACACCUCAGCAGCGUGUCACCAUACGUGAGGAGUUACGUGAACCUGAAAAUCCUGAAGAUAUUGAACGUGAUAUCAAAUUGAUACGUGAAUGGCUUGACACUCAGCCGCAUUUGCCCAAAGAUAUGGAUGAUACACGCUUGGCGACUUUUUUGCGCGGCUGCAAAUUCAGUUUAGAAAAAGUGAAAAAGAAACUCGACAUGUACUAUACGAUGCGCAAUGCAAUUCCAGAGUUUUUCUCCAAUCGUGAUAUCACUCGUGAGGAGUUAUCUAUAGUAUUGGAUUAUGUCCAUUGUCCAACUUUACCCGGUUUAACACCUAAUGGGAGACGUAUUACAUUUAUACGUGGCAUUGACUGUGAUUUCCAACCCAGCCAAAUUAAUGACGCAAUGAAAGUGGCAUUAAUGAUUGGCGAUGUGCGUCUGGCUGAAGAAAAUGUGGGGAUUGCCGGUGAUAUCUUUAUAUUGGAUGCUGCUGUAGCUACAGCCGUCCAUUUUGCCAAAUUCUCGCCAGUUGUUGUUAAGAAGUUCCUUAUUUGCGUGCAGGAAGCGUAUCCGGUUAAAGUGAAGGAGGUUCAUGUUAUUAAUAUUUCACCGCUGGUCGAUACCAUUUUUAAAUUUGUUAGCCCCUUUGUUAAGGAGAAGAUACGCAAUCGUAUUACAUUUCAUAAUGAUGUGGAAAGUUUGUACAAGUGUGUGCCAAAAGAUCUACUGCCAAAUGAAUAUGGUGGUAAAGCGGGUCCGAUUGUUGAAUUGACUCAACAAUGGAAGAAAAAAUUAGCCGACUAUACUCCAUGGUUUAAAGAGCAGGAAGAAAAAAAAGCAAAUGAAGCCUUGCGUCCGGGUUCGCCUAAAACAAGUGACGAUCUCUUCGGCAUGGAAGGUACUUUCCGGCAAUUAAACAUCGAUUAAAUAUCAUUAACGGAAUUGCACGAGAAAAGCAGAGGCCGGUAUUAUUAUUCUUUGGUUUGUCUUUUUGGUGUUAAAGCAAGAGAUUUUCUGUUUUUUUUUAUUUUCCUACAGUUUGUUAUUAACUUUUCCAGUUAUUUUUUUUUUUUUGGAUAAUUCUUUUUCUAUUAUGAAAACAUAUAUUUGUUUUAACUAUGCCUCGUAAAUAAAUGCAUAAAUUUACCAAAUCAUUAAAAGCAGACAAAAAAAAAAAAAAAAAACAAAAGAAAUCUUACUUCGGUUAAAUCAAAGCUUGCCUAUAAUAUUUGAUAAUAAAUUUCGUAGAUGAUGCA
Molecule: messenger RNA, 1614 nt
Organism: Glossina fuscipes
Lineage: Eukaryota; Metazoa; Arthropoda; Insecta; Diptera; Glossinidae
Product: alpha-tocopherol transfer protein-like
Exons: 3
Coding region: 359-1285 (308 amino acids)
Cellular component (GO): membrane
Molecular function (GO): phosphatidylinositol bisphosphate binding
Source: RefSeq, a predicted model, not a curated record